This is a messenger RNA of Drosophila navojoa, 1498 nucleotides long. RefSeq names its product protein phosphatase 1 regulatory subunit 36. Lineage: Eukaryota; Metazoa; Arthropoda; Insecta; Diptera; Drosophilidae. Gene Ontology annotation, biological process: negative regulation of phosphatase activity. Gene Ontology annotation, molecular function: phosphatase binding. The record is from RefSeq and is a predicted model, not a curated record.
AAAUUAAUAUAAAUAAAAAGAUAUGAAGCGCAUUUAUGCCGAUACUUAUGUGCCGAAGUACCUUAGUGGGAAAUGGUCGUGGGACAAUAAAUCCGACAGUCUGCGCUUUGAGCAGCACCACGACUUGGCCGAUAAGAGGGAGCGCUAUAUAGAGACAAAUGGCUAUAAAUUCCUGCGGACGAUAAAUCAAGAGGAGGAGGUAAUAUUUCGACAGGAAUUCGUGCGCGGAGAUAAUACAUUCGAUACUGACACAGUGGUGAUUAACGAUGUGCGUGACCUGGUGCUUUUCUUAUCGCCCAGCGAAUUUCUGACUGUCAAAUUUAUUGAGUUUAUUCACAAACCCGCGGUGCACAGGUUGCUGCAUGCUUUGAUCAUUUACUUCGAGUACUUCUUGCGGAUGGUCGAAUUUGUACUGAUUCGACGAGAUGAACUGGCCGGCAACAUGGCACAGAUACAGAGUGAGCAAACGAACGAUAUGAAGCGUAUAUUCUCGAUCUACUUAAGUCAGUACCGGAUGCUAGUGGCUCGCAACUAUAGUGCGAUCCUCAAAGGCGAGGGGGAUAUGGCGCAGUUCUACCACAUGAAAGAGAUUGUAAAUAUUUCCGCCACCAUAAAGGAUAAGUACUUUCACGAGCAAUUCCUGGCCGUGGCUAUACAGAUCGUAUGGAUUACCCUGCACAGACGUGCCUAUUAUGUGAUUGAAAUGGAGAUGAAUAGGCUAUUUCGCUCAGAGCACUUCAUCGUAAAUAAACCGGAGUAUCUGAAAUUUACGCCAUUGGAAGUCAGUCUGCUAUAUGGGCGCAACAAUCGCCUUGUCAACUAUCGUAGCCAGGUAUCCCCACUUAUUCAGGAACUUCAGCUUAUACCCGAGGAAGAUUUGCCAAUCCUAUGGAUAGGUGAACGAAAGUAUCGAGGCACAGACACGCGCAUUGUUCAGAUUGAACUGGAGUAUAUUGUGCCGGGGCCGCAGUUGUUUAUGAUUGAUGUGACACAUGGGAUACUGGGGCAUCCAAAGACUCUGUACGAUACUAUGCUGAACUUGAAUUGGCCGGCGGUACGAUUUGCCAACUUCUCCAUUGAGUACGAUCCAUAUCAAAUCGUGCGGCAGCCGUGUCUGCAACUGCCCAACAUUAACGAGGACAAGAUGCGUAAGAUGUCCACACACUACGAUCAGUUCUUCAAAGUGUUUCGCAUCUAUGAGCCAUUCAGCCUACAAAUGCUCGCAAAGUGGGUUCGACGCGAUCGAUUGAUUAACUUUUAUCGUACUGGCGGCGUCUUGCAGGACAUAUAUCUACGCUGCACAAAGGACUUGAACCAGAAAGGAUAUGGGCCCCCAGUGAAUACCAUUAUUGCCAAAUACUUCAAGCUCAUUGCAAGGCAUCGCAAGAACGCGUACGGUAUUAGUGAUAAUCGAUCCAGUAUAGCUACUCUAUCGAUUAUGAGCAUGUCAAAGGAUCGCAAGAAGGCAACACAGGACGAUCGUUUCUUUGAGGAGUAA